GAGCUCUACAAAUCCAUAGAUAUCACCCACUCAGUUACAAGUGAGUACAACAGCACGCUCAUUCUUGCACCCGUCAAGUACAUCCACGUCCGCAAAGGCGUGUUCAGACACCUCACAAAGUUUAAGCCUGUCACGCGUUUGGACAACAUCUCAUAUUUCCGGGUUGAAGAUGCAUACAGGAUC
Messenger RNA from Suillus subalutaceus, 183 nucleotides. RefSeq lists its product as uncharacterized. The transcript has a single exon. NCBI's taxonomy places the organism in Eukaryota, Fungi, Basidiomycota, Agaricomycetes, Boletales, Suillaceae. The record is from RefSeq and is a predicted model, not a curated record. The annotation marks the transcript as partial.